AUGGACUGGCUCGGCCGCGCCUCCCUAGACUUCCAUGCCUCCUCGUCUCCCAUCUCCUUCGAGACGCAGGAGGACGGGCCCAAGACCCUGCUGGACGUGGUGAAGGAGUCGACGCCCGCGUGCCAGCUGAACCCGCUGCUCUUCAAUGGGCACCUGCAGACGUGCUGGACGGCGGUGAACAAGGAGGCGCCGCCCGUGCACUACCGGCGGCGGGUCUUCGAGGCGGAGCACAGCUCGUACACGGGGUCCUUCGUGGUGGACUUCUACGUGCCGCCCGGGGAGGCCGCGCCCGAGGAGGAGGCCGACGGGUCCCUGCCCCCGCGCACCGCGUACUUCAGCGCGGAGGAGCUGGCGCGCCUCGAGGCCCGGGGCAGCGACGACGACAGGCCUAUGCUCGUCGUGCUGCACGGGCUCUCGGGCGGCUCCCACGAGGUCUACCUCCGGCACGCCAUCGCGCCGCUCCUCGAGAGCGGCAAGUGGGAGGCCUGCGUUGUCAACUCGCGCGGGUGCGCCAAGAGCAAGAUCACCACGGGCAUCCUGUACAACGCGCGCGCGACCUGGGAUACGAGACAGACGGUCAAGUGGCUCCGGAUGACGUUCCCGAACCGGCCGCUUUUCGGCAUCGGGUUCUCGUUGGGUGCUUGUAUUCUGACUAAUUACCUCGGUGAGGAAGGCUCAAACUGUCAGCUGAAAGCCGCGGUGGCUUGCGCGAACCCCUGGAACCUCGAGGUGUCGAACAAUGCGCUCAAGCGGACGUUCAUGGGCCACAACCUAUACUCCAAAGUCCUCGGCACCGCAAUGAGGAAACUCGCCGAGACCCACGCAGAGGAGAUCAGGAAAUACACAGACUUCGAUCUGGAGAAGAUCGCCGGGCUCACACAUCUGUACGAGUUCGACAGGGAGGUGCAGUGCAAGGCCUGGGGGUACCCGACCGAGAACGCGUACUACAGGGACGCGUCAUCCGUGGACGCCGUCAUGGCAAUCAGGAUUCCCUACCUGGCGAUCAACGCGACGGACGAUCCGAUCUCGGCAGAGGAAGCACUCCCGUACGGAGAGAUCAGAUCAAACCCCUAUGCGGUGUUGUGCACGACAUCGAUGGGCGGACAUCUGGGAUGGUUCGAGCCAGGUGGUGGACGCUGGCACAGCCGCCCGGUGGCCAGGUUCAUGAACUACAUGGCGUUCGAGGCCAAGCUGGACGACAUCAAGACCAACGCGACCGAUAAUGGUAAAAUCUACCAUGCAGGUGCGGAGUUUGACCCUAUGCGCCGGAAGAUGGACGUACCCCGGGAGUAG
Molecule: messenger RNA, 1293 nt
Organism: Truncatella angustata
Lineage: Eukaryota; Fungi; Ascomycota; Sordariomycetes; Amphisphaeriales; Sporocadaceae
Product: hydrolase, alpha/beta fold family
Exons: 4
Coding region: 1-1293 (430 amino acids)
Biological process (GO): medium-chain fatty acid catabolic process; medium-chain fatty acid biosynthetic process
Molecular function (GO): monoacylglycerol lipase activity; acetylesterase activity
Source: RefSeq, a predicted model, not a curated record